Teleopsis dalmanni is the source of this 1272-nucleotide messenger RNA. Its product is annotated as protein similar-like. Lineage: Eukaryota; Metazoa; Arthropoda; Insecta; Diptera; Diopsidae. The record is from RefSeq and is a predicted model, not a curated record.
AUAAAUUUAUAGUAAUUUAUUACUUAAAAUAAUUUUAAUAUUAUAAAAUUUAGUAUAAACAAAAGAAGACAUUUAUGAGCGAAACUGUUCUAAACUCAAUUGCUCUUUGUAUAAAAAAUCUUUGCUGCAAAAAUGCGAAAUUAUUUUUAACCGGUUACUUAACUAAUCUGCAUGCAUUGAUUACACAACACUAAUUUCGGUUGAAAACAACAUUACUGCAUCUGAUGUUAUUUUUUUGCAAGGAAAGAAAAUUAUUCUAGAAGAAAUCGUUAACAGACAAAGAAGUGUUAUUCUUAAUAGAAAAAAGUGAAGUUAGAAGAACUAAAUAAACUAAAUUAUGGGAAAGAAAAAUAAGAAGAAGCCCGAGGCUGAUGGCAAAAAGCCAGAGGAACAGGCGUCCACUUCGCAAGGAACGGCACAAACACAAAGCGCUGAUAGUAAAAACAAACAAGAACAGAAAUUAGAGCAACAAAAGUUACCGCAAAAACUAAUUCAAAAAAGUAGUGUUGUUGUACAGCAGCUACAACAAAAAGAAGCACACAACGGUGCUGAGUCUCAAAAGUUAAGACAUCAAGAGUCACAACAACAACUUCCACAACGGUCAAAAGAUCGCGAUCAGGUAAAAUGUCUAGUACAAUGCAAAUUUCAAAAACAAGUCGUAGGCUCUGAAGUUCAACAACAAAUAUGUGUCGCUGGUCAAUUUAAAGGUCUAGAACAUCAAAAAUUUAAACAAUUGUCGCAACAGAAACAGCUGAAAGAAAUUGUUCAGUCCAAGGAUCUUACACAACAGACAGACUGCUCUGUUUUACGAGAGCAAAACCGCAUAGAUGAUCAAUUUAAAGAUACAAGAAUAAAUCAAAAAUCACAACAACAAUUUCUAGAACAAAAGCAGUGGAAAGACAAUGGUGAGUUAAAAUCUCCAAUAAAACAAAAAUCUCAACGAAAAUUUCGUGAACAAGCAGUAGAUCUUGACAUACAAAAACAACAAAAAAGUGAUUCUGAUCAAUAUAAAAAUCCAAAACAGCAAGAUUCACAGCAAUUGCUACAACAAAAACAAUGGAAAGAAAGUGGUCCGUCAAAAGGUUUUGAACAACAACAACAAAGUCAGGCUGAAAAAAGAGACGCUAAUUAUCGACAGCAACAGCAACAAAUACACAUUGGUAAUCAAUCUAAAGGGCUCAGACCUCAAGAAUCACAACAAAAAUUAAAACAACAGUGGGAAGUAAAUGAUGAUGCCAAAGCUAAACAAAAACCACAACAACAACAACAACA